AAUUUUUCCAAUUACAUCCUAAAAUAGUGAGGCUGUGCGUGAAUUGUGUUCUUUUUUGAUGUUAUUUGUGGUUCUGGGUUGUUGGGUUUUGAUUUUUAUUGAUUUGGGAAGGAGCGGUGCUUCGUUGAUUGGUGUUCGUGGAUCCCAUUUCGCUUUUGUUGGAUUUUGGAUUGAUUUUUGGGAUUUUUCUUUGGUUUUUGAGCGAUCUGUAUUGGAUUCAGCUGGCUUCUGUUAUACGAUUGGAUCUGGUGUUGAUCGGGUGGUGCUUUGUAUCUCCCGAAGCUGAUGCAUUGGAUGCUAAAAAAAAUUUGGAUUUUGAUUCAUGGGUCUUCGUUAUUUUGCUUCAGUGUUAUUGUUCUAGAUCGGAUCUGAUUUAUAGCAGGGGGAGGAGAAUGGAGACCGAUCAUGGCAAGCUAUUUAUCGGGGGCAUCUCGUGGGAGACGAAUGAGGACCGGCUUCGCGAGUACUUCCAGAGCUUCGGCGAGGUGGUGGAAGCCGUCAUCAUGCGGGACCGAACCACCGGUCGCGCUCGCGGUUUCGGUUUCAUCGUGUUUGCUGAUCCGUCCGUCGCAGAGAGAGUCGUCAUGGAGAAGCAUAUGAUCGAUGGCCGCAUGGUGGAGGCCAAAAAAGCUAUUCCUCGUGAUGAUAAUCAGGCCAUUAACAAGAGCAAUGGCAGUGCCCACGGUUCUUCUCCCAGCCCGGGCCGCAUCAGAAAGAUAUUUGUGGGAGGCCUCCCGUCGACGGUGACGGAGGCCGACUUCAAGAAGUACUUUGAUCAGUUCGGGACCAUCGUCGAUGUCGUCGUGAUGUACGAUCACAACACACAGAGGCCGAGGGGCUUUGGCUUCAUCACAUUUGACUCGGAGGAUGCUGUGGAUCGGGCAUUGCUCAAAACCUUCCACGAGCUGAACGGUAAGAUGGUUGAGGUGAAGAGGGCUGUGCCGAAAGAAUUAUCCCCUGGGAUCAACACGCGUUCUCCUAAUGCAGGGUAUAAUUAUAACUAUGGUUUGAGUAGGGGAAAUAGCUUUCUUACUGGAUACAAUCAAGGGCUCAGCCCAAGCUCUAUAAGCGGUUAUGGAAUGAGGAUGGAUGGAAGACUUGGGCUGCUAGCUGGUGCGCGUGGUAAUGGUUACUCUUUGUUUGGUUCUGGAUACGGAAUUGGAAUGAAUAUUGAGCCAGGGAUAAAUCCAAGUUUUGAUAGAAGCAGAAACUUCAAUAAUAGCCUAAAUUAUGGGCAGCAAUUGAGCCCUUAUUAUAGUGCGAGUUCAAGUAGAUACGAUAGUAGCAGUGGCUAUGGUGGGGGUAGUGAUAUUACCGGGUCAAUGCUCAGUUCAGUUGAUCGUAAUAUAUGGGGCGAUGGCGGACUUAAUUAUAGUGCUAACUCAGCAAGCUCCAAUAGCUUUACGCCAUCUGGAGGUGGGAACAUAGGUGGGUUUGGUAAUAAUAGUGCGAAUUGGGGAAAUUUGGGUGGAUUUGGAGAGAGUAGGUCUGGUCUUGGUGCAACCAAUUAUGGAAUUAAUAGUGGGAGUGGCGCUGUUAACACUUCUUUUGCCGUAUUAGGCAAUAGUUAUGGAGGCAACGGUGCAGAUUCAUACAAUAGUAACCCAAUGUACGAAGAUAUAACAUGGAAGCCUGCAUCUUCUGAGCUCGAUGGGUCUGGCCCAUUUGGUUAUCAGCUUGGGAAUGGAGCUUCAGAUGACACAAUGAGGAUCCGGCAUCUUCGAUAAUCUGCUAUAGUGAUACUAAAUAAGCAAACAUAUAGAGGAAUUGCUUCAUAGGGACGACAUUCUUUCACUACAGAGCUUGUCAUAGUCGAAAGAAGCCAUCCAAUCAGGUGAGACUAUUUAGAUCUAACAAGAGAGUUUGAUUUGUAAAAACUCAGGUUUCGGGGAAUCAAAAUUCAUAGGAUUUUGCAUUAGCGUUUGACAUUUUAUUACAGCGAGUUAGGGUUGCCUUUUGUUUUUCGUUUGAGAUGUGAAAGCAGAUUGCGGGAUUUAUAUAUAUAGAAGAGUGUUUGAUAUAUUUCCGGCGUCGCGCCGUAUAGACUUAUUUUGUACACAAAAAAAGGCUGUAGCAUCUAGCAGUUUGCUAGUUUGUUGUCAGGACAUUCAUUUUUAUUCUUGUGAUUUUACUGCAAAUGUAAUAGAGGUCUGAUUGUUUUGUUAGUGCAACUCUUUCUGGGACACCACCUGGUUGCCCAACAAUAACUCUACAGCUCAUUGUUGUUCAUUACUACAAUAAAAUUUGCUUCUAGAAAA
This is a messenger RNA of Ananas comosus (pineapple), 2258 nucleotides long. Its product is annotated as heterogeneous nuclear ribonucleoprotein 1-like. The record is from RefSeq and is a predicted model, not a curated record. The transcript has 4 exons. The coding region runs from base 393 to 1727 and encodes 444 amino acids. Lineage: Eukaryota; Viridiplantae; Streptophyta; Magnoliopsida; Poales; Bromeliaceae. Gene Ontology annotation, molecular function: RNA binding.